Molecule: messenger RNA, 1665 nt
Organism: Williopsis jadinii
Lineage: Eukaryota; Fungi; Ascomycota; Saccharomycetes; Phaffomycetales; Wickerhamomycetaceae
Exons: 1
Coding region: 1-1665 (554 amino acids)
Biological process (GO): transmembrane transport; nucleobase transport
Cellular component (GO): plasma membrane
Molecular function (GO): nucleobase transmembrane transporter activity
Source: RefSeq, a predicted model, not a curated record
AUGAUUAAGGGAGUUUUCUCCAAAGGAUGGAAAGAGAGACUCCAAGUCCCCACAGAUGAAGGUUAUGAGAACGAUCCGUUAACAAAUAGAGAUCUGAUUCCAUUCGGGAAAAAUAGAAGAACAUGGUCGCCAUCAGCGUAUGCCAUGUACUGGAUUAUUGAGGCCUGUUCAAUCACAGGCUACACCACCGGCUCCUCACUGGUUGGGUACGGUUUAAGCGUCAAACAGGCUAUUCUCUGCUCGUUUGCAGCAGGUGUGUUGUACGGAAUGUGCGCAGUUUUGAUGGGUAUUAUUGGUGCUUACCAUCAUAUUGGUUAUCCAGUGCUAGCUCGUAUGGUUUAUGGUAUUCAAGGUGCCAAGUUCGGUAUUGUCCUUAGAAUCAUCACUGGUAUCAUCUGGUGGGGUGUUCAGGCCUACUACGGCGCUCAAGCUGCGGCGGUGAUGAUCAGUUGUCUAAGUCCAUCGUUCUUAACUUGGGAUUCAUUUGACAACAAAAACGACAUUACAUCAGCCAAUCUUGUUGGUCUGAUGGUCUAUUGUGGUCUAAUGGUUCCCUGUCUGUUCAUAAAACCGGAGAAUUUACACUGGUUUUUCAGAACUGUUACUUUCUUCAUAGUGGGUACUUUCUUUGGGAUGCUCGGAUACUGUGUCAAACAUGCACACGGUGUCGGAGAACUCUUCAGUAAGCCCUCUGGUAACUAUCCUAGUGGAUCUCUUGGAUGGGCAUGUGUCCAAGGUAUAUUCUCCAUAUUGGGUAGUGCAGGAACAGGUAUUUUGGGUCAAUCUGAUUUUACAAGAUACUCCAAAACCAAACGUGGUCCUAUGUAUUCCCAAAUGAUUGGUGCUCCUACAGCGUUGGUCUUUGCAUGUAUAAUGGGAUCUAUCAGCACUUCUGCGUCAAACGAAUUCAUCGGUGAGGUGAUUUGGAACCCAAUUACGUUGCUGGCAACAAUUCUAAAGUACAACAACUUUAACUCUGCUUCUAGAGCUGCUGUUUUCUUCGCUUCGGCAUCUUUCCUUUCCCAACAGCUUGCAAUUAACCUGCUAUUGAACUCUUUAUCGUCUUCCAUGGAUAUGGCUGGUUUGUUUCCAAAGUAUAUCAAUAUCAGAAGAGGUACGUUUAUUGUUAUGGCCAUUGGUAUCUUGAUAUGGCCCUGGAAGAUUUUAACAAGUGCCAAAGCUGUGAUAGUGUUUGGUACUGGUUGGGGUUGCUUUGCAUCUGCUCAAACUGGUAAUGUCAUCUUCACCUAUUUCGUCACUUACAAGAGAAAGAUUUUGCUAAAGGACCUUUAUAUCAACAAUAGCGAAUCAAUUUAUUGGUUUUGGAAUGGAAUCGAUUGGAGAUCUAUUGCUUCUUUCUUUGUUGGGACUGUUUUCCUUAUUCCUGGCUUGGCCUUUGACUGCCAGGGUGAAACUCGUGGAGGCUGGACCUACAUUUACAGAUUUUCAUACCUCACUGGUAUUGUUUUGUCUAUGGCAAGCUUGUUCGUGUUGGAGAAGAUAUUCCCAAAGAAAACGAUCCAGCCAAGUACAAAGGUUGAUGACAUCUACAAUCCAGAUGGUAGCUUGAUCGAAGAGGUCAACGGCCUGAGCGGCUCAAACAGUGUUGAACUUGUUAGUGUCUCCGUGUCUUCCAAAGGGCAUCGUGAAGAAUCAAGCAAGUGA